GAAAACACUCACAGCUCACUUGGAAACACUUGAAGACAUCUUAAAACGCUUCCUUUGCUUUUAUUUUGGUUUAAAUAAAGAAAAGGGAGAAAGAUGGUGAAGUUCUCCAAGCAGUUUGAGGGUCAGCUCAUUCCUGAAUGGAAAGAGGCCUUUGUGGACUACUGGCAGCUCAAGAAGGACCUCAAGAAGAUCCAUCUUUUGAACAAUAACAACACUAACACCAAACAACAUGAAACCACCUUGCAGAGCUCUAUCAUCUCCUCCAUUAGAAAGCUCUCUUUAUUUGGCCAUCAACACAGAGAGCGUGGUCAUGGUGUUAUUCAAGUUCACACGAAACUUGCAUCCUCGGGAAGUAAGGGGGACAUGUACGAGACUGAACUGCUCGAGCAAUUUGCAGACACCGAUGCACCCAAUGAGUUUUUCGCUUGUUUGGACCUGCAGCUCAACAAGGUGAACCAAUUUUACAGGGUGAAAGAGAAGGAGUUCCUCGAGAGAGGGGACUCUUUGAAGAAACAAAUGGAUAUUCUCAUUGAGCUCAAAACUGCCCUCAAGCAGCAGCGCCAGAAAGGAUCGUCCUCUCAAGAAGCCAAGGAGGAGGACUCCAUUUCAGGCACCAUUUCAUGCGAUGAUGAGUCAAUCAGAGGCAAAACAGAGCAAGAUCAGGGCCAGGACAAUGGAACAGAAGACGAGUUCGACAAGAAUGAUGCAGAGUUUACGGAGUUGACAAAAACAGAGGAGUUGGGACAAUCGAUGAGAAUGAAAAGAGAUGAUGGGAAAAUGAGGACUCUUUCUGGUCGGGUUUUCAACUGCCAAGGGAAAACCUUGAGAAUAAACAUCCCUUUGACUAAUCCAUCGCGGGCAUUCUCAGCAAUCACUUACUUGCUGUGGGAUGAUUUGGUCAAUCAGUCCUCAAGGAAAUGUAGUCCUGAAGGAAGUAGGCUUCACAUCAAUAAAACCAAGCUUUGGCAUGCAGAGAAGAUGAUUAGAGGGGCUUUCAUCGAACUCUAUAAAGGCUUAGGUUACCUCAAAACCUACAGGAACUUGAACAUGCUUGCUUUCGUAAAGAUUUUGAAGAAAUUCGACAAAGCCACUAACAAACAAGUCCUUCCCAUUUAUCUGAAAGUGGUGGAGAGCUCCUACUUCAACAGCUCAGACAAGGUUAUGAAGUUAGCAGAUGACGUUGAGGAGAUCUUUAUCAAACACUUUGCUCAGGAUGAUAGAAGGAAGGCCAUGAAAUACCUUAAACCGACUCAGCGCAAAGAUUCGCAUACAGUAACCUUCUUCAUUGGGCUAUUCACUGGAUGUUUCAUUGCAAUGUUUGUUGGAUAUGUCAUCAUGGCCCAUAUUGCCGGGAUGUAUAGGUCAAAAUCUGACACGGUCUAUAUGGAAACUGUUUACCCCGUGCUGAGCAUGUUCAGCCUAUUGUUUCUACAUUUCUUUUUGUACGGAUGCAACAUUUUCAUGUGGAGGAAGACACGCAUAAAUUAUAGCUUCAUCUUUGAGCUAGCCCCAACAAAAGAGCUUAAAUAUAGAGAUGUGUUCUUGAUUUGCACCACAACGAUGACUGCUGUAAUGGGGGUUUUGUUUGUUCAUCUAUGGCUUGUGGCUAAAGGAUAUUCUUAUGCUCAAGUUCAAGCAAUCCCAGCCUUUCUGUUACUGAUCUUCUUGCUGUUGCUGGUGUGCCCCUUCAACAUUUUCUACAAAUCGAGCCGGUAUCGUUUCCUAUGUGUGAUCAGAAACAUUGUUCUUUCACCUUUCUACAAGGUUGUCAUGCUGGACUUCUUCAUGGCCGAUCAACUUUGUAGCCAGGUGCCGCUGCUCAGAAACCUCGAAUACGUAGCAUGCUACUACAUAACAGGCAGCUACAAAACUCAGGAUUAUGGAUAUUGCAUGAGAACCAAAUAUUACAGAGAUCUUGCUUAUGCAGUUUCCUUCCUACCUUAUUACUGGAGAGCCAUGCAGUGCGCGAGGCGAUGGUUUGAUGAAGGCCAAAUGAGCCAUCUGAUCAAUCUGGGGAAGUACGUAUCAGCAAUGUUGGCUGCAGGAGCCAAGGUGGCCUAUGAGAAGGACAGGACCAUGGGAUGGCUUUGUCUAGUUGUGAUCACGUCUAGCGCUGCAACGGUUUAUCAAUUGUACUGGGACUUUGUAAAAGAUUGGGGCUUGCUCCAGUUUCAUUCCAAGAACCCCUGGUUAAGGAAUGAAUUAAUUCUUCGCCGAAAGUUCAUUUACUUCUUCUCUAUGGGACUGAACCUUAUUCUGAGGCUGGCUUGGUUACAAACCAUUCUGCAUUCGAGUUUCGGCAGCGUUGAUUACAGAGUGACAGGGCUAUUUUUAGCAGCCCUGGAAGUUGUCAGAAGAGGGCAUUGGAAUUUCUUCAGGUUGGAAAAUGAGCAUCUAAACAAUGCCGGAAAGUUCAGGGCAGUGAAAACAGUUCCACUCCCCUUCCAUGAAGUAGAUGACCAAGACUGAGGCCCCAUUGGCAACAGUUGCAUAGAGAACCAAUAAUCCAGCAGGUCCAAAUGGACCUCAUUUUCUCUUUCUCUCUCUCUCUUCUUUUUUUUUUUUUUUUUCUGUUUGUUGCCAAGAAAAUGGACCUCAUUUUCAUUGUUCAGGAUGCCAACUCGGUUGUCACUGUUAGGAACAGAUUCCUGGACAUAAUUUUUCAUACUUUUGUACAAGAAAUUUUUCUCCAAGUUAAUGAAGCGAUAAUCCUUGGCGUUAAUGCCCGCCUA
Messenger RNA from Diospyros lotus (date-plum), 2732 nucleotides. RefSeq names its product phosphate transporter PHO1 homolog 1. The coding region runs from base 94 to 2469 and encodes 791 amino acids. Gene Ontology annotation, biological process: phosphate ion transport; cellular response to phosphate starvation. The record is from RefSeq and is a predicted model, not a curated record. Gene Ontology annotation, cellular component: plasma membrane; Golgi apparatus; cytoplasm. NCBI's taxonomy places the organism in Eukaryota, Viridiplantae, Streptophyta, Magnoliopsida, Ericales, Ebenaceae. Gene Ontology annotation, molecular function: inositol hexakisphosphate binding. The transcript has 14 exons.